Caenorhabditis auriculariae is the source of this 2194-nucleotide messenger RNA. NCBI's taxonomy places the organism in Eukaryota, Metazoa, Nematoda, Chromadorea, Rhabditida, Rhabditidae. The record is from the annotation of a GenBank genome assembly.
AUGACGUAAUUUGACUUCAUAAAGUUUUUUUGUUAUUUGAGAACGUUUUUCAUUCACAUAGACACUUGCGAAUUCAGUAUCCCGAGGCUUGAGCUGUACAAGAGCAGAAUCCCGAGCGCUCAAUAUCCUUUUCAUCGUCGAUUUUGCGAAAUCGCUAGGUUUGUUCUUCAUUUCAACAGCGUGUCUUCAAAAAAACUAAUGCCGUGUUCAAAGUAAUUUCCGCGAAAUGCAAAAUACCCGUUAGAGAAAGGAAAAGAUCACUAAAUUUUGGAGAGUCAGAGAUCAUUUUGCAUUUCGCGGAAAUUACUUUAAACACGGCAUAAUUAUUCAAGAUCUCAUGAGAUGGAAAGCAGCAAGGCAAAUCGUCGCAGUCGGGCAGAAAAGUUCGUUGUUGACCUGACCAUCGGCGGGAUAUCGGCGUCCAUAUCGAAGACUGUUGUAGCACCUAUGGAACGAGUAAAGCUUCUAUUGCAGGUUUUUGAUUACUCUGAGGUUUUUUUCAAAUGAAUUCUUAGGUUCAAUAUUCACAUAAGGACAUUCCAGCAGAUAAAAGGUACAAAGGUAUAAUCGACGCUUUUGUGCGCGUACCGAAAGAGCAAGGAUUCGCUUCGUUCUGGCGCGGAAAUUUAACAAAUGUGAUUCGUUACUUUCCUACCCAGGUUUGCGGAGAGCCAGUUUUUUCCCUCAAAAUUUCGAAUUGUUUAGGCCUUCAACUUUGCUUUCAACGAUCUUUAUAAAUCGAUCCUGUUGAAAAACGUGUCCAGAGAAGGGGUAGGAGGUUCCAAGGUGACUGUGCACGAUUUUCCCAUUUGAGAACAUGUGGUCAUACAGCGUUAGGUCUCUUGUUUCUGGAGGUUUGGCCGGAUCGACGUCGCUUUGCAUCGUCUAUCCCCUCGAUUUCAUUAGAACGCGAUUAUCUGUGGACAUGGGCCAUAAAGGCAACCGGGAGUACAAGGUAUACUCAGUUUGAAAACUUCUUCUCAAGUGUUAAUUUCAGGGAUUAGUUGACUGCGCCUCAAAAACGAUGAAGCAAGAAGGUUUUCGCGGAUUGUAUCGAGGUUUUCUGAUUUCUCUACAGGUUGAUUACUGCUGAAUUUCCAUAUUUUCGUAUUUUUUCAGACGUAUUUCAUCUAUCGAUCCGUUUAUUUUGGAAUGUACGAUUUUGUCCAGAACGCCCUGAGAAAAGACAAUAAAAAGCUUCCGUUUGUCGCUUCAUACGCCAUCGCUCAAGUUAGUGAUAAACUGAAUUUUUUUUCCGUAGUGAUAAAAAAAUAAAUUUUUUUGAUUCAAACGAUAAUUUAAUAUAUCUACUUUACUUUUUUUCAGAGUUUUGAAACGUCCCCGCAUUAAUUUUUUUGAAAAAGAUUCAGUUUUUUUAAAAAGUUUUCACAUCCUAUAAUUUUUUUAGUUUUUUUAAUCUUAUAACGUCUUGAUUAAAAAAAUUGUUAGUUGUUUCAGUUAUUCUUUUUGAAGAUUUUGAUUUAUUCUGUCUGAAUAGAAUUUCUAGCUUGUAUCAUCACAUUAGCUUCUUUUUGUAUAUGCUCUCCUAUUACUUUUUUUAUACUUACAUGUUUCCCUUUGAGAGAAUCCAAUUUUAAAAAAAUUUAUAAAAAAUUGAAGUCGUGGUUUCAAAUUUUUACAGUCAAACUAAAGUUUUAACAUGAUACUUUUUUUAAUUCUUCCAAGGAAGCUAUUUUAAAUCGAUUUCAAAGAAAAAAACGGUGAAAAAAAGUUAUUUUCAGGUAGUGACAGUGAGUUCGAGUUAUCUGACGUAUCCGUGGGACACGAUCCGGAGGAGAAUGAUGGUGAAGGGCGAGCUGAGUACGGCGAACGCCCUCGCUUCGGCCAAGAAAAUAAUCGCCGAAGAAGGCGUCCGAGGACUUUACAAAGGAGCUCUCGCCAAUAUUUUCCGGUCAGUUUUUCUCCUUACUGAUAUUAUUUUCCUCAGGCCGUGUUAAGAUUAAAUUCUCGCAAAAUGAAAAUUUUUCUCUUCCGUAGUUUAGUUAUCUUUUUCACUCUCUGACGGCUAUUUUGAAAUUUGCGGAAUUACUGUGAACACAAAAAUCCUAGAUCAUUUACUUGAUAUUUUUUUGUCAAAACAAUUAUUAAAAAAAUCUUAAUAACUCGAUUUUCCAGAAGUGCCGGCGGAGCACUCGUUAUGGCGAUAUACGAAGAAAUCCACAAGCAUUUAUAG